Messenger RNA from Solanum lycopersicum (tomato), 528 nucleotides. RefSeq lists its product as uncharacterized. NCBI's taxonomy places the organism in Eukaryota, Viridiplantae, Streptophyta, Magnoliopsida, Solanales, Solanaceae. The record is from RefSeq and is a predicted model, not a curated record.
AUGAGCUUGUUUGUCGCUGGCUUGGGUCGUGCAUCAAGCAAAAAGGGAAGAGUUGUAACAUUUAUCGGUGAUAUGGACGUAUCCAAAUUUAAGGUUUAUAUGCAGAAAGUUGAAGAGGAGAAGCUAAGAGAAGCGUAUAAAUCAAGAAAGCUUAGACUAGUAAUGAGUCGAGGUAGCAGAAGGAUGGUUUCGAAUCGGUCACAGUUCAAGAAACAAAUGGGCCCUGCACCAUCAUUGUCUAGUGCUCGUGCACCUAGAAAUAAAGUUGCUCCACCAAACAAGGAUGCACAUAGAGGUGCAACUUCUAUUACUGGAGGAGGGGAAAACCGCAUCUAUGCAAUCACUAGACUCCAAGAACAAGAGAACCAUCUAGAUGUUGUCAUUGGCUUGGGUCGUGCAUCAAGCAAAGAGGGGAGAGUUGAAACAUUGAUCAGUGAUAUGGACGUCUCCAAAAUGAAGGUUUAUGUGUAUAAACUGGAAGAGGAGAAGCUGAGAGACAGAGAAGAGUAUAAAAUCAAGAAAGCUUAG